Messenger RNA from Grammomys surdaster, 3849 nucleotides. It is a transcript of the gene Spata31f1, whose product is annotated as family with sequence similarity 205 member A. NCBI's taxonomy places the organism in Eukaryota, Metazoa, Chordata, Mammalia, Rodentia, Muridae. The coding region runs from base 1 to 3849 and encodes 1282 amino acids. The transcript has 4 exons. The record is from RefSeq and is a predicted model, not a curated record.
AUGUUGAGCCCUGCAUGUUCUUUCUGGGACAUCAGUUAUCUUUUAUGUACCUACACCUCCAUCUUCAUCAUUUUCCUAAUUACCUGGAAAAUAAGACGGACUUACCAGGGAUUGAGCUUGGAACCUAAAAAGAGCGACUACCGGCAUCACCGAAAAGUCAGGCAAAGGGCUAGAGAUGCAGCGUCAAGAGCCAGGAGACUUUCCCGAGAAGAAGCUGAGAAGCCAUGGGAGCUGCUCUCUAUCAUGCAAAGCCAAAGCUGGCUCCCCAAGGAGGACAAUGUGCGGCAGCUCCUGUGUGUAGAUCCCGGCUGCCAAAUCUGUGAGGUUGCGACUCUAGAGAUUCAGCAGUUGCUGCAGAGUGAGAAAAGCCAGCUCUCCCCUGCUUUGUUGGGACUGCCACAGGGCUCUGCUCGCUCUGCUCACCUGGAGAUGUUGCCCAUGUCUUUUGAACAAAAUAUGGAGCUUCGUUCCAGACACACCAGACAUCUUCCACUGGUGCCUGGCAACCAAACACUAACACAACUAACUGAACACUUAACACAGUUGACCAACACAGUCGGUGUCCAAGAAUACUGGACUGAUCACCUCCAGCUAGACCAACAAUUUCAUCUAGCCAACAUGCCCAUGGUCUCAGAGACUAUGGCUUCUUCAAGGCUCAAGGAACCUAUGGUUUUAAUGAUUAAGGAAAAAAUAAUGCAAAGCAAAACAAAGCUUGACCAGGAAAACCAAGAGCUUCAUCACGUGACAUCCUCUGUGUCUUUACUAUCCCUGGAUCCAAAGAUCACUAACUUGACACACACUAUGUCCUUACGUAUGGACUCAAUGCUGUCUUCCCACCUGCCAUUACUUAGUCCUAAAGUCCGUGGGCUUCUUGAACUACAUGUAAAAAAAUGGAUACAUUUCCAGAAGUGGGGUCUUCCCAGACGUGUGGAGGAGUCCCUGAGGCAACUUAUGCCAGACCCAACAUUAUUUUGUCGAUCUAGAGAAAAUCCAUCUUCCUACAUUCUGAAUAGUAGUUCUAAGGUCACUGAGGACAAAACUGGGAUAAUUUCCCACAAGACCAACAGCUUAUAUUUGGCAGACCAGCCCGUCCAGACCUUCUGGGUUUCCGAAUGGCCUGUUAUAAACCUGAAACAAGGAAGGCCCUGGCACCAAAUCCAUACUUGCUUGCCCACUCAUAAAGCUGAACAUCUAGGGAAUUUUUAUUCACUCCCCAAGGCAAAAGCUAAUGACUCAGGGGACAAUCCUCAGAGUGAAUAUUAUAGCCAGUUAUUCUGUGGCCUUCCAUCUCUUCACAGUGAGUCCUUGGUUGUUACUUCCUUGAGCUCUCAAAGUAUCUGCAAGGAAAAACACAUGUUCAAGCCCUCCACAGAUGCUCAGACAUCAGGGGUACUCUCAGGCCUUUUCUUACCCAAAACACCAUGUGAGUCAGCCCUGCCCUUUUCCCCAACUUCUCCAAAUGGCAAGACUCCUUAUGAGCAUGAAGGAGCACAGAUCACUGUCACGUUCCUGACUCUGGCUGAGUGUGAGGUACUGGAACGCCACCUCCUAGAGAAGCAACUCAAGCUUCAUUGGGGCCUGCCAGCUCUCCUCCUACAAAACCAGUACACCCAGAGCCGAAUGCCGUGGGAAGCACACAGUAAAGCUAAGACAGUAAAAACUUUCUUGGCAAAGAAGCCCAUUUCAGAUUCCACCAGGGAAAUCUUCCCAGAGCAUGCGCGCAGGCUGCUGGAAUUCCACCUCCAGAAGCAGCUGAUUCACCUUCGCUGGGGGCUGCCCCAGAGGAUCCAGCGCUCCAUUCAUAUGCUUUUCUCCUCUGCUGACCAGCAGUCCCUGUCCUGUAUGGACAGCAAGCUACCCAAUGUGAGCAUCUCACAGCCAGAGCAGACAGAGGCCGACGGCUCUGGUGACAUGUUCUCACCCACAGUGGGCAAAGGGUUAAUCCCCUUGCCACACUUGUUUGCCGAGGCAAGGGAAAUGUUGAAAAGCCAUGUUGAUUCCAAAUGUGAACAGAUCCAUGAGGGCAAGGUCCCAGCCCAGGUCUGGAGUUCUUGGGAAUGCAGAAUUCCUGGAAGCUUGGCAACAAUGGCUCCCUUCUCUUGGAUUCCACAAGGCCAAUGCAGAAAGUUACAGGCAGAAAGCAAAAGUGACCUUGACCUACAUCACAAAGUUGUUUCCUGGAAACCAAAGGCCCUCAGCCAGGAGACACAGGCCUUAUCUGGUGCUCUCUUUGAACACUGCAAGAGGCCCCAAGCCCUGUCUGAGGAAACCAUUAAGAAACUGGAGACAACUUUACAUCAUAAGUAUCUGGCCUUCCUGUCAGGCUUGCCUGCCCUUUACUGUGUGGCGCUCUCUAGGCCUGCAUCCCCAGCAGUCACUAGCCAACCUAGACUCAGGGAGAAGAUUCCCAGACGUGUCAAAAGCUCAUCAAAAGCUCUGACUCAAAUUACCCCACUUGAGCCCUGCACUCAGGAAGACAGUGGGGUGUCUGCGGACAUUGCAGAAGAGUUCCGGCAGGGAAUACAGGCAGACGGAAGGACUGAGAAAGUGUCUCCAGAGAACCAGCCUCCCCAAGACAGACUCUACUCACUAAACACACAUAUCUUGGCCAAACUGAAUUUCCACCUGAAAAAAAAGGUCCUAGCGAUGCAGUUUGGGAUUUCUGAAAAGGAGAGGAGAGAGUACAAGGAGACUACAGCCGGCCUAGAGUGCGAAUCCAUCCAGGAAUUUCUCAGGAGUCUACACAUCCCAGACAGCACUCUCCUACAGGAGCAGCCCAUCGCAUGCCCAUCUCCUCCAGCCCCAAAUGCAAAAAGAUCCCACCUUAAAAAACAGGCAGCUCUUGCAGUGAGCCAGGAGCAAAAGCAACUUACUUCCAAAGCAGUGCCCCAGAGGCCUGCACAGCAGGGCUCCAAGCCCUCUCAAUUCCGAAGGGAUAUAACAAAGACACACGUCUGUGUUGACAUGGACACUGGAAGGAAAAAGCACAACCUAGAGAAACCCCAGGCAGUGGGGGACCUUGGAGAGGGGGAUGCAGGACUUGGGCUUUCCCUGCUCAGUCAAACGACACACCAGGAUGGAGAGCAGGAGCCAGAAAGGAAGCCCCUGCACAGACCCCAGGGCUCCUCACAGCAGGGCCAUAACUUUUAUCUUGAGGCUGCCUGUCCACACAGCCUCCAGGAGCCCCCUGAGCUUGAGUUCCCAGAUCCACCUCCAGAAAUCUUUGUGGAGACAGACUCUGAGCAGGACACGGAAGACAGUCAAAGCAAGGAAUAUAUUGUCCUGGAACCUGCAAGGAUUCCUCAAGUCCCCCAGCCUGGAGUCUCCCAGGCUUCCCAGGGCCUUCCUUUCCCAUGCUCACCAAUUCAGAGAAAGCCUUUUCAGGGCCACACUUGUCCAAGUCACUUUUCACCAGGACAUAUGAUGCCAGCCCCUUCUUACACUAAGCCCAACCAUCUUCCAGAGGCUGGCUUGAAAAAUAAGAUGAAAAUCUUUUUUCAUUCUAUUAACCCUAAGAUAAAGAGCAAAACACACUCAGAACCAUCCAUGGUCUCUACACCUGGAAAGGUAGCCAAAACUAGUAAGGAAAAUAUUGAAAGGGGUCUGUCUCGAACCAAGAUCCCCAUCAAGAAAACUAAGUCAGAGGACUCCAGAGGGCCCAAGGCCCAGUCUUCGUCCUCCGAGAAGUCAGUGAUGGCCUCCUUGUUAACUGCUCCCCAUGUUCUAGACAGUAAGCUCCGACCUUGCUCUCGGCAGCUUGGCCCUGUCUCCAUGCUAAGCAACUCCCGCCACUGCCCUCGGCACUGUCCUAGGUUGGCUUAUGCCACUCAACACAGAAACCAACCCUAG